Messenger RNA from Ectocarpus sp. CCAP 1310/34, 1460 nucleotides. The record is from the annotation of a GenBank genome assembly. NCBI's taxonomy places the organism in Eukaryota, Phaeophyceae, Ectocarpales, Ectocarpaceae.
CCGCUCGGCGAAUCUGGAUUUUCAUCGAAGAGGCGCAGCUCGUGCCUACGGGAACCGGGAGGCAGGAGGGUGGCAUCGUCGGUGGCGGCAUGGUGAGAAACGCCCUCUCUCCCUCCGCCUCUCAGCCCCGUGGACUGUUCGCGGAGAUGGAGCAAGUGGAGUCACGCGAAAGGACGUACCCGGUGACGGAGGGAUUCUGCUGCCUCAUCCAGGAAUUGGUGCAACACGACCUGCCGUACAAUCUCGGAGAGAAGACGCGCUACCGAGGGGCUUCGGGCAUACAACCGUACGUGGCCUACCUGUUGAAGUGCGUGCUAAUCCCGGAGCUGAGGUUCGCUGAUGCCGGAGAGAGGUGGAGAGUGGCGGCGAGAGUGCUCCAGGUGAUGCUGACUCUGCUGAGGAGGUACCCGCUGGCAGGGGAAGGCGGCGGCGUCAACCCGGGGCCUUCGUCGAUGGCUACCCCGGAAGACGAGGAGGCGUGUAGAUUGGACUUCGACCCCAGGGCUCCCUCCUCGUCUUCUUCCUCCUCGCAGGUUAGACUUACUGUAAUGUCGUUUUCUGCAGCACUGGAGGGGGGGCUCUUCCGGCAGAUGGUCCAGGUUCUCAAGGGUCCCGGGCGUCACGGCGACGGCGGAGUGGCUGGGCUGAAGGCGGCGAGGGUGAAGGCGGCUGCGAGCACGGCGCUGAAGCAGGGUCUGAUGCUGCUCGGUGGCCGAAAGAACGAGGCGGACGGAGGUUCCCUGGCUUCGGCCGACAGGUUUGGCGUCGGCGCCGGCGCCGGCAGUGGCCUGGGGGGGCCGCAGCAGGCAGGGUUGGCUACAACCCCGCCCCCAGCGGCGGAGCCGAAGCUAGACCCCGUCGAGCAGGGAGGGCCCGGCCCGGACUGGUCUUGGUGGCGCGAGAGGUGCGUCCUCUUGUCGCUGAGCAUGCUGGAGGCGGCUUCCGAGCGAGAGAAGGCGUUCGUGGAUCAGUGGAGGGCCAGGGUGUCGGCAGGAGGGCUGGACGACUACGACGAAGAUGGGGGUCGGGGGGGAAGGGGGAGGGGGGGGGCGGGAGGGGGGGGCACGCUGGCGCCCCCGGCGUACCUCGGGAAUUUGCUCUCGGAGCAAAACACGAUCGCCGUUGUGGCCAGGUACAUUGAGUACGACGGAAACAUGGUGAUCCCUCUGUUGUCGACGUCGGUCCUCCUGUCCUGCGGCCGAAACCUCCCCGCCGGAAACAUGAUGGCUACGCUCAUGGCGUCCGAUCCUCGCGAGUGCAACGCCCUGGCGGAGGCGUACACGUACUGCCUCGCCGCCGACGGUCUCAGCCUGGGGGGCAAUAACCUCCCUUCUCUGGAGGAGAUGCUGUGCCCCCCCAACAGGGAGGCCGACGGAGACUUCAUGACCCUCGACACCGCCCUCAUCGGCGCCGGGACGGGCGAGCGUAACUGGGGGGGCGACGAGGGGGCGGUGGGAUGA